Messenger RNA from Tauraco erythrolophus (red-crested turaco), 649 nucleotides. Lineage: Eukaryota; Metazoa; Chordata; Aves; Musophagiformes; Musophagidae. The record is from RefSeq and is a predicted model, not a curated record.
AUGGACUACCUCUCUAGGAAGCCUGUUGCAGUGUUUGACUACCUUCUCGCUGAUGAAAAUGAAAAUCAACUUGACAACGAUGGGAAUGAGGUUCUGAGCAGCAUUGCUAUGGGACGACAAGCUAAAGGUGAGCAGGACAGCAUCAAUAAUAAUGAGAAUAUGGACAGUGGAGACUGCACUCCAAGCUGUAAGGAAGAUGAAACUGAGAGGAGAUCUGUAAAUGUCCGUAUGGACCCCCAGCUGGAGGAAAAGCCUAUUACAGAAAAACAGCCAGGUGGAAAAAGAAGUCCAAGAAGCAAAAGAAGCUCCAGUAAAAAAUCUAAAGGAGUUCCUACAGUGGGAACCACAGCAGUCAAGGAGGAAAAUACUCUUAUUACAGAUACAGAUUCUGUGCAUGCUGAAGGUGCUGUUGAAGCAAAUGAAAACUUUCACCAAAAAGAACAAAAACGAACGUUGCAGUCUCUUUUCUCUUUGCUCCGUGAAGAGGUUGAGGAGGUGGAUUCAAAAAUACUGCCCCUGUGUCUCCAUCAGAUAGCCGAGACCUAUUUUCAAGAGGAGGAAUAUGAGAAGGCAAUGAAGUUCAUUCAGCUUGAACGACUGUAUCACGAGCAGCUGCUUGCAAAUCUUUCUUCCAUACAGGAGCAGUGGG